AUGCCCGGCGACGAUGCGCCUGGCAGUGAAAACGAGGUCGUCUACGACGAGGACGAGGGGGGCGACAAGGAGAUGGAUUACGUGCCUCCUCCAACCGCUUUGAAGCUGGAGUCGGUCAUCCCCGACAACUACGACGAGGACGUGGCCACGGCCGCCGCAAUAGUCGCGUCAUUGGCCGACGAGGAGGCCAAGUGGCCGUGGCCAGGGUUUGAGGACGUCGUCCAGCUCUCGUCUAUGGUGACGGCGUCCUUGUUGCCGCCUCCUCCGCUGCCGCCGCUCGCUCCACCACAGGCAGCAUGGGACGGCCAGGAGGUGGACCUCCUCCGCCAGCGACACCGCUGCACUGGAGCCUGGAUGCUCGAUGAUUAUAUUCAUACCACACACCUUCCACCUCCCCUCCCCAUGAUAGUUACAGGGAGAUCUGAAACUCGCCAAGCUGCUGACUGGAAGAUCAGAAACUCGCCUUACUGCUGCCUCGACGAUCUGAAACUCGACUUCACUGCCCAGCAGAGAGGUACUAGCUGCGGCAUGGCUAAACAUGUUAGUACCAGCCGGAAUGAACUGGAGUGCAUGCUGCUGGACGAAACCUCAGAGCCCAAGGCUCUGCCACUGUCACUUCUGGAAGACAUCACGUGUGGUUUCUCCGAAGAUCAGGAGAUUGGUAGAGGCGGCUGCGCGGUGGUCUACAAGGGAACGCUUGGUAACGGGCUGACUGUCGCCGUGAAGAUGCUAUCACAUUCUUAUAUGCAUGAGAAGGAAUUCCAACGAGAGGUUGAAUGUUUGCUCAAGGUGAAUCACACAAAUAUAGUGAGAUUUCUAGGAUACUGCGCUGAUACUCAAGGAAGUAUGGCAGAUUUCAAUGGAAAGUUUGUCAUGGCAGAUGAACAACAAAGGUUGCUCUGCUUUGAGUACCUGCCUAAAGGGAGCCUCGAUGGGUAUAUCCAUGAUGCAUCUAGUGGACUUGACUGGAGCAAGCGGUACAAAGUUAUAAAAGGGGUCUGCGAAGGGUUAAGUUAUCUUCACCGGAAAAAAAUAUUCCACUUAGAUCUCAAACCCGGGAACAUAUUGCUAGAUGCUAAUCUGGUACCCAAAAUAUCUGACUUUGGUCUAUCAAGGAUCUUCGAGGAAGAUAAGAGUCGGUUUGUUCCUACAAAAAUGGGUGGAACAUUCGGAUAUUUGGCUCCGGAAUUCACUAAUAAUGAAAUCACACACAAGUUUGACUUGUAUAGUCUUGGUGUUAUACUCAUUGAGAUAUUGACUGGAAAGAAGGGGUACCAAUCUGUCGAGAGUGUACUUGAAAGUUGGAGUAACAGGUUGGACAAAUCACAAGGACAGACCAGUUUCGAACAAAUUCGAGUAUGCACAGAGAUAGGGAUUGAGUGCACUGACACCAACCCAGAGAAGCGACCAGUUGAUAUACAUCAUAUAGUUGCUCGGCUGAAUGAAACCGAAAGUAGCCAGCCAGCCAAUACACCCGGCUAA
This is a messenger RNA of Lolium rigidum, 1482 nucleotides long. RefSeq names its product cysteine-rich receptor-like protein kinase 10. Lineage: Eukaryota; Viridiplantae; Streptophyta; Magnoliopsida; Poales; Poaceae. The coding region runs from base 1 to 1482 and encodes 493 amino acids. The record is from RefSeq and is a predicted model, not a curated record. Gene Ontology annotation, molecular function: ATP binding; protein kinase activity. The transcript is spliced from 8 exons. Gene Ontology annotation, biological process: protein phosphorylation.